CGCGUGCUCAGUCUCUCCCCCGACAUCCCGCCCUCUCUGCCUUAAACGUUACGUCCUCCCCCCCUUUUUUUCACCUCAAAGUUUUUUAUUAUUAUUAUCUCCCGCUACUCUUCUUCCCCCACCUCGCUCUCCCUUCUCAAAGAUUCCUGUUUCCGGGCAGAAGAAGAGCGAGCCUGCAGCCCGGGCGAAGCAGCGUCGUCGUCGCCCUCUUCCUGUGGAGAGAUGCCCGGGGACUGACUGAGGGAAGGAGCGCGGCGGGCAAAGCGGCUUCCCUCAGCCCAGGUGGCGCCCAAGCGAGGCGGGCGGGCGGGCGGAGGGAGAAGCGCGAGGACGGAGGGCGUCGCGGAAGAAGACGUCGCUUCGCCUCGCCUUGGCAGCCAGAGGAGCAGCUUCUGAGGGGAAGCGCCGCCGGCCGCACGCGCGGGCAGGGGAUUAUCCGCCGGCUGUGCUGAGGUGGCUUCUGCUGAGGCACUAUCCUUUGUUGGUUUGCUCUAAAUGUGUUUGCUGCUGUCAAGUGACAGGAGAUAUGCUAUGAAGACGGGGCUCUAAGAAGCAAGCAGAAGUCUUUUUAGUAGUUCACAUAUACGAAGGUGAUAAAAUAAAGAAUUAGCAACCCAGGAUACAACGUCUUUUCCUCAUCGGAAACUCUUGUACAAAGAAGGAAAUAUAGCUGUCACCACCUAAUAGUAAAACGUUUGCAACAAUGGCGGACAAACUACAGAAUGCCAUAUUGCAGUGAAGCUCAACCCAACAUCAUGACUCCAGAGUAUUGGAACUGUGCCUUCAGAGGAUUAAGCAGCUUUUGGGCCUCUUCAACAGAAAUGGACCUAAGGCUUAUUCACAACCUCACCAAGUUAUCUUCUUAUAUUGACAACUGCACCAACAUUGAAAAAUGGGCGUGAACUAAGGGCCAUCAGAGCUCUGGUGAAGAAAUGCAAAUAAGAAUGCAUCCAGUUGCAAUGAAACAACAUACUCUUCUGGGAAAUGAAGUGACCCUAAAGAGUUCAGAUCUGCCUUGAUUGAAGUGUGACAUAAAAUGUUACAGCGGCUUUGCUUCUCAAAAUGGUUAGCGAUAGGGAUUGCAGUUUCUGCUGUCUUCAUGGAUUCUUUGGCCCAGAAUGAUGAUGACUGGCAAUAUGAGGACUGCAAGUUGGCCAGGGCAGGUCCUCCAGCAACAAUAGUUCCAAUUGAUGAAGAGAGUCGGAAUGGCACAAUAUUGGUAGACAAUAUGUUGAUCAAAGGUACAGCAAGAGGACCUGAUCCCACCAUUGAACUGACAUUAAAGGACAAUGUAGACUACUGGGUUAUCUUAGAUCCUAUCAACCAGAGGCUUUAUCUAAACAGUACUGGACGAAUUCUCGACCGAGAUCCACCAAUGUCAAUUCAGUCUAUUGUGGUUCAAGUCCAGUGCAUUAACCGAAAAGUAGGAACUGUCAUCUAUCAUGAAGUUCGGAUUGUAGUGAGGGACAGAAAUGAUAACUCUCCCCAGUUUCAGCAGCAGCAGUACUAUGUAGCAGUCAAUGAGUUGACACCAGUUGGAACUACCAUCUUUACAGGAUUCUCUGGAAACAAUGGUGCCACAGACAUAGAUGAUGGUCCCAAUGGACAGAUAGAGUACGUCAUCCAGUACAAUCCCAGCGACCCAACUUCAAAUCGAACUUUUGAUAUUCCUCUUACACUGUCUGGAGCAGUAGUUUUGCGUGAGAGGCUAAAUUACGAAGAAAAAACACGCUAUUUUGUCAUUGUCCAAGCCAAUGACCGAGCUCAAAACCUUAUGGAAAGACGAACAAGUACAACCACCCUUACUGUUGAUGUCCUUGAUGGGGAUGACCUUGGACCAAUGUUCCUUCCAUGCGUAUUAGUUGUUAACACUCGGGAUUGUCGGCCGCUCACUUACCAGGCUAGCUUGCCAGAGCUCACGGACCCUGCACGUGUGAACCCAAUCAAUGUCACACCAACUAUACAAGCUAUAGAUCAGGACCGAAACAUCCAGCCUCCUUCAGAUCGGCCAGGGAUCCUCUAUUCCAUCUUAGUUGGGACUCCUGAGGAUUAUUCACAGUAUUUCAGUAUGAAUGCGACAACUGCUGUACUCAGCCUCCUAAAGCCAAUAAACAGGGAUUUGCACCAGAAAUUUGAUUUGGUUAUUAAGGCAGAACAAGACAAUGGUCAUCCUCUUCCAGCAUUUGCCAAUCUACAUAUUGAAGUUCUAGAUGAAAACAAUCAGAAGCCUUACUUCACAGAAGCAGCAUACGAGGGCUUUAUUUUAGAGUCCUCCCCUGUGGGUACAACGAUCUCAGAUAACCAGAACUUGACGUCUCCACUGCAGAUCAUAGCUUUGGAUAACGAUGUAGAAGAGACAAAGGACCCCCUGCUCCAUAUUUUUCUAAACGACUACAACACGUUUUUCACUGUGACUCAGACUGGCAUAACUCGCUACCUCACCUUGCUUCAACCAGUUGACAGGGAGCUCCAACAGCUGUACACCUUUUCGAUGAUAGCUUCUGAUGGUGUGCAAGAAAGCCCCCCAGUCACAGUCAAUAUUGUUGUGAUUGACGCAAAUGAUAACUCUCCAACCUUCUCCAACAUAUCAUAUAACGUCAAGAUUUACACAGACAUGAGGCCUGGAGAAAGUGUUAUCAAGCUCACUGCCAUGGAUGCCGAUGAAGGUUCAAAUGGGCGGAUCACAUAUGAAAUCCUGGCCGGAGAUCCGGGAGACUUUGUGAUCAAUGAUCAAACGGGCCUUAUCACUAUUGCUCCAGGAAUUGAAUUGGUGGUAGGACGUUCCUAUGCCCUCACUGUCAAAGCAUCUGACAGUGCUCCUCUUGCACAGAGAAGGAGCUCCAUCACUACUGUUUACAUUGAGGUUCUUCCUCCAAAUAAUCAGAGCCCACCCCGCUUUCCCCAGCAGAUGUACAGUCUUGAACUUAGUGAGGCCAUGAGAAUUGGUGCCAUUUUGCUUAAUUUGCAGGCAACUGAUCGAGAGGGUGACCCCAUAACAUACGUCAUACAGAAUGGAGAUCCUCAGCAAGUAUUUAACCUUUCUCGAACAUCUGGACUUCUAGCCUUAGGAAAGCCUUUAGACAGAGAAAGCACCGAUCGCUACAUUUUGAUUGUUACAGCCUCAGAUGGCCGACCAGAUGGGACAUCAACUGCUACAGUGAAUGUGGUUGUAACAGAUGUAAAUGACAAUGGGCCAGUCUUUGACCCUUUUCUGCCUAAGAACCUUACAGUACUAGAAGAGGAAGCCAAUGCAUUUGUUGGUCAAGUGAGGGCUACUGACCCAGAUGCUGGAGUAAAUGGUCAAGUCCGUUACAGUUUGGCAAACUUCAACAAUCUUUUCCGCAUAACAUCCAAUGGCAGUAUUUACACUUCAGUGAAGCUAAAUAGAGAAAACAGGGACUAUUAUGAACUCAUUGUUGAAGCAACAGAUGGAGCUGUGGAUGCCCGCCGUACAACGUUAACUCUGGGAAUCAAAGUUCUGGAUAUUGAUGACAACAGCCCUGUGUUCACGAAUGCCUCCUAUACAGUGACUAUUCCUGAAAACCUGCCCCCAGGCACUGUCUUCUUACGUUUAGAGGCUAAGGAUAUUGACCUUGGAGCCAAUAUUACCUAUGGAAUACGAACCCGGGAAGCGUUGCAGUAUUUUUCACUGAACAGAUUUAACGGGGACCUGUCACUUAUAAAGUCCUUGGAUUUUGAGUCAUUUCCUGACCCAGAUGCAGCAUUCACUUUUUUAGUGGAAGCCUUCGAUAUUGGGGGAACAAUGCCUCCAGGCCUUGCUACUGUCACUGUGAGAAUAAGGGAUAUGAACGAUUACUCCCCAGUAUUUAACAAACCUCUGUACAGGGGCAUGGUUGCUCCUGAUGCAAUCAAGGGCACGGUUAUAACAACAGUUGAAGCUGAGGAUCUGGACCCUCCGGGGACACCAGCAAGUUGGGUGAGGUAUAAAGUGGAUGUGGUCCAGUUCCCUUACAGUGCAAGUAUCUUUGAUGUUGAAGAAGAUUCUGGACGUGUGGUUACUCGUGUGAACCUUAAUGAAGAGCCCAGUACAUUAUUUAAGCUCGUGGUCAUUGCCUAUGAUGAUGGGGAUCCUGUGAAGUUCAACACCACCACUGUAGAAAUUUCAGUAUUGCAACCCUCAGUAAUUCCAAGGUUUACCCAGGAUGAAUACAGGCCCCCUCCUGUGAGUGAAGGUGCACCCAAAGGAACUCACGUUGUUGUUGUAACUGCUGCUGCUUUGAAUCAGACGAUUAUCUAUUCCAUUGUUUCAGGAAAUGAAGACGAUGUGUUUGCUAUUAAUAACAGAACAGGUGUCAUCUCCGUCAAAAACCCACUGGAUUAUGAAACCGUGAAAAGCUAUUUACUUCGCGUGCAAGCAGACUCACUACAAGUGGUCCGCUCCAAUUUACCUGUGCCAUCCAAAAGUAAUACUGCCAAGGUGUUCAUUGAAGUACAGGAUGAAAAUGACCAUGCUCCUGUCUUCACAAGAAAGCAAUACAUAGGAGGUGUGUCUGAAGAUGCUAGAAUGUUUGCUUCCGUGAUGAAAGUGAAGGCAAAUGAUAAAGAUACGGGCAACUACAGUGCUAUGCAGUACAGACUCAUCAUCCCUCCAAUCAAGGAUGGCAAGGAAGGUUUUGUGAUCGAACCUUAUACGGGGCUGAUCAAAACUGCUAUGCUCUUCAAAAACAUGCGGCGAUCGUAUUUCAAGUUUCAGGUCAUUGCUACAGACAACUAUGGAAAGGGGCUGAGCAAUAAAUCAGAUGUACUUGUCUCUGUAGUCAACCAGUUGGACAUGCAAGUCAUUGUCUCCAAUGUCCCUCCUACUCUUGUGGAACAAAGCAAGGAUCAGCUUAUAGGGAUUUUGGAACGCUAUAUUCAAGACCAGAUUCCUGGCGCAAGGGUUGUGGUAGAAUCCAUUGGUGCUCGCAGAUACGGAGAUGGCUAUUCAGAAGAAGACUAUUCAAAAUCCGAUCUUAUGGUCUACGCAAUUGACCCUCAAACAAACCGUGCUAUAAUGAGGAACGAGCUUUUCAAAUUUCUGGAUGGCAAACUCCUGGAUAUCAAUAAAGAAUUCCAGCCGUACCUUGGGCAAGGAGGACGUAUUUUGGAGAUCCGCACUCCAGAUGUGGUGGCCAAUGUCAAGAAGCAGGCCCAAGCCGUAGGCUACACAGAAGGGGCCUUGCUGGCUCUGGCUGUCAUCAUCAUCCUUUGCUGCAUGCCUGCUAUUUUAAUAGUUAUGGUCAGCUACAAACAAUUUAAAGAGAGACAAGCAGAAUGUGCAAAGACGGCUCGAAUCCAGAUGGCCUUACCAGCUGGCAAACCAGCAAGCACUCCUGCCCAUAAUCUCUAUGAAGAACUCGGCGACAGCACCAUGCGUGGAUAUGCACAGCAAGAGCAACAGCAAUUGCUGAGGCCGUCCCUUCUCCGACCAGAGGAACUUUCUAUGGAAUCUGGAAUUGAUCCUGGCCAAGAGUACUAUGGGCAAGAUUACUACAGUUAUGAACAUGGGUACGAAUUGCCUCAAUACGGAAGUCGUCGCCGAUUGCUGUCUCCUUCUGGAAUGUAUGAUGAAUAUGGCGAAGUGGUCGUGGAAAGCGAUGGCGGCUACUAUUAUAGCCCACAGGGACCUACGGCAGAAGCAGACAGGACAAGUCCUGGUGCAGUUGUUCCCAGAAGAGCUGUAAGUCAGAGGCCAGGGCCUCCAGUAGCUGUUAGUGCAGUAGGUGAAGUGGCGGCUAUAAAGGCAGGCCCCAGCCAGGGAAGGAAGAAACUCAAAGCAGUGAUGCAGCUGAGCCGAAUAGCAGUUAGUGCCCCCAAGCCAGGAACCACCACAGAGGCAACACCAUCUCCUUGGAAGAAGGCAAAGAUCUUCCCAAUGAUGCUGCAGAAAGUGAAAGGGAAAGAUGCAGAUUACGCAGAGCUGGAGGCAGCAGCUCGCCAAGCGGAAGGAGAAGACAGCAUGGUUAUAAAGGGAAGCUAUUUCCAGAAAUCAGCCGGUGACGUGAUCUCGACAAAGAAGGUUGGCCGUGCCCUGAAGCGCACCUCCAAGAAACUCCGGGAGCGUGGCACAUCAGAGGAAGUGAGUGAAUCGGACUCGAAGUCAGGGAUUUCAAUCAGCGUUACGGCGGAAAGCGAGUCUGAAGUGAGCGACUACGGCAGGAAGAAAAGGAGAAGGACAUCGUCGUCUUCAAGUGAGUCGUCGUCGUCCGCAAGCAGCACCUCUGCCUCUGAUAAAGACUACUUGACAGUGACGCUGGACCAAGACGAAACCACUGAAAGCACAGUGGACUCUGAUGAAGAGCGUUCAGAUUCGUCUGGGUCCAGUUCAAGUAGCAGCAGCUCUGAAGACGAAACCUCCGAUUCUCAGAGCAAAGCGUCCGAAGAUACAGAGUCCAAGAUGUCGUCGUCAUUGCAGAGCUCUGUCAGCAGCGAAGUUACUGCCAGGACAAAGAAAAGCAGGAGCUCCAAGUCCAGUCUCAAGAACCAGUCAUCUACAGGAGGAAGUGAAUUAGAUGAUGCCAUAGAAGAACUAUCAGAAGAAGAAGAAGAAGAGCCACCAUCAGCUAUAGAAGAGGAGGAGUCAGAUGACAUUGAAACCUCUAGUAAACAGAGAGGGGGCAGUGAGGACGAAAUUGACCCAGAGGAGGACAGUGAGGCAGAGAGAGGUACUACCAAGAGCUCAGCGACUCCAACAGAUUCUGAAGAUGUCCCCAAAAGGGAGAGGAUUCGGAAGAAAGGGCCCACAAGGAUCGCAGAUACUGCUGAGUCAGAAAAUCCCAGUGACUCUACAUCUUUUUAGAACACAGGAGGUGGAACAAGAGGUAGACAGUGUGCAGUGAGGUGUGGUUUUGGUUUGCUGUGCUCUCUCUGUGUUGCUUUUUUAGGAGGGAGGGAGCAUUAUGCAAGUUUUGGACACAGUUUGGGAACCUGCCACUAGCCAGCCUGCCACUCUCUUCCAUUAAGAGAAAUGUUUUUCAGAAGAGUUAAGGGCUCCUAGCUGAACAGCUUCACGAACUUGAAUACACACUAAUAGGAUUGCACAGGGGCUAAAAUAAUAAGAAUAAUUAAAAACAGGGUGGCUUGUCCAGAAUACAACAACUUUCACAACAAAACUUUUAUUACUUAUUGAUUGAUGGGUUGAUUGAUUGAUCAGGUUGAGUCCAGAUGUGAUUCUUGAUUUCUCAGCGUUUCCUGAUCCUUAGUAGAAGGCGAACUCCGGAGAAUGGGGUUGUGUUUGAAGUGGUGUGAGCUGCUAUGAACAUUCUUCCUCUGGUGUUUGUGCUGUGAGAUGGUUCAUUCACUCAGAAAAGCUGAAGCUGCAGUAAUCAAGCAAACAGCCAGCGUGUGUGAAUUAGCGGUUUCUUUAAAUAUUGGGGGAGAGGGGUAGAUAUGUCUAUUUCUACCACUGUGUGAUUUGCAUUUUCUAAAGAUGUCUCUGUGCCUUAGAAAUCAAAUUGCUUUAUAUAUAUAUAUAAACCUUUUCACUGAAGAACUAUUUGCAUAAAUUCUAUGCCUACCCAAAUUGCUUAUAGCUAGGUUCGUUAUUUAGCAUGGAAACUACUUAUUAACUAGAUAGAUUAUUUUUCAUUAAAUUUACAUGGUUAGUGCUCAGAUUGGGAGGCCAAUUAUGAAGAUAAUUAAUAAUUAUAUUGAAUCUGUUGCAAUUAUAUUUGGCUGGUUUAUUCCAAAGUUUUGGUUUGUGUACUGUAAUUCGAUUAAUGUAAACGAGCAAAUCCUUACACGCAUCGGGAUUUCAUGCUAGCGAGACAUCAUGUGGGGAUAAGCAUGGUUUCAUGUGGUAUAUUCCCCAUCCCCUUUAAUUGCAACAUCCAUGUGGUUACACUUGCUUCAGAAACUAAGAUUGUCAAGCUGUAAAAUACCACUGCUUUCGUGCAAUGAUCCCCUUGAAGUAGAAAUGUCAAGUGCUCUUCAUGAGCUGAUAUUGCAAUACAAUAUUUCAAGUGAUUAAUUCUAGGAGGAAGUGAUAAUGAUUUUCCAAAUAUGUACCCUAUUGGCAUAUUGUACAUACCCUGUUGAUCUCUAAGGCUAGUUCAUCUAUCUGCCUGUGUUUAUGGUGUGAAAACUUUGGGAGUUUGGUUAUGUCUGACAGAGACAGUUAUCAUGGAUAUAACUCUAUGUAAGUUCAGUAUCUGAUCAUGGAGGUAAGCCUAUCAAGAGAUAAGAUGUCAUUUGUAAUCAACUGCCUCAGCUGAAUGUAUUUCAGAGAGAACUACAUAAACCUCAGGCUUUCAGAGAGAGUCCCAGGAAAAGUCACCCAUAUUUUCUGCAGCUUGGGCUCACUGGUUGGCUUAUGGGGUCAAACAGAUCAGCCUGAAGAUGACAUCACACCAUUUCCUGGGAAGAUACCUCAGUGUGUUUCAUUUCCCAAGUUUUUCCAGUAUAGCGAAUCCACUCCUGCCAACACUAAUAGAAAUGCAAAACCAAACAUGUUAACUUGAAAACACCUUCAGUUCAUUAUACAAAUGGUGUCAGGGAACAGAGAUUCUAGAGCAGGCUUCCCCAACUCCUAAUCUUGUUGGACUGCAACUCCCAUCAACCCCACCUAACACAGCCAAUAUUCAAGCAUGAUGGGAGUUGUAGUCCAGUGACGUCUGGGGGGAACUAGACAAAGGCAGUUCAGAAGUGCUUUGUAAUCACCGGCCACCACAGAAAUCAAAAUCUAGAUUCUACUUGCUUCCUCCCUUCCAGGUCAUGAAUAAAGUGUUUUCCUGCAUGCGUCCAGUGAGAGAUGUUUAUAGGAUUUGCUGCUUCACACAUUUCUCCCCCCUCUGUUUUAUUAUAGAUAUUAAUGUAAAUAGUCUCUACUUCAUUUCUGAAACAAAAAUACCCAUAUUGAGGCAUUCCUUGUUUUAAUCUCAAUACACAGUGGUUAACAAGUCAUUCAGCAUAUUUUAGUGCAGUUAAAUUGAUUUUUCUAAAGGAAAUUGUUCACUUACCUAAUUUUGUUUUCUCGUGGAAGCAAUGGAGCUGCCAGUGCUAUGCAUUU
Podarcis muralis (Common wall lizard) is the source of this 9007-nucleotide messenger RNA. NCBI's taxonomy places the organism in Eukaryota, Metazoa, Chordata, Lepidosauria, Squamata, Lacertidae. The record is from RefSeq and is a predicted model, not a curated record.